Peromyscus leucopus (white-footed mouse) is the source of this 1997-nucleotide messenger RNA. It is a transcript of the gene Znf565, whose product is annotated as zinc finger protein 565. Gene Ontology annotation, biological process: regulation of transcription by RNA polymerase II. The transcript is spliced from 5 exons. The record is from RefSeq and is a predicted model, not a curated record. Gene Ontology annotation, molecular function: RNA polymerase II cis-regulatory region sequence-specific DNA binding; DNA-binding transcription factor activity. Lineage: Eukaryota; Metazoa; Chordata; Mammalia; Rodentia; Cricetidae. Bases 410 to 1918 code for a protein of 502 amino acids.
AGCGCCGCUGUUCCGGCCUCGGACUACACUUCCCACAAGGCAUUGUGGGUCGUGGGUCGGUCUCCCGCGCGCAGACUUGGUCGCCUCUUCUUCGGUUCUGGGGUUUCUUUGGGUAGAUUGUUGUCACUUGGACCCAAACAAGCUCACACCUGGUGGGAUGUUUGGAGUGGGGACUUCUUUGAUACCUCGCAGCUCAGAAAUAGACUGAGCCUAGCCUCCAAGAGGACGACAUCUUGUCCAUGGCUGGGGUGGCUCUGAACUACGCUUCCCAGAGUCCAUAGCGAGCUGACGUUGCAUCUCAACUUGGUGAAUGAACUCUUUAGCGCUGGCGUCCUACGGAGACCGAAGGAUUCUUCAUUUAUCCAAAAAGAGAAAUCAGAGUAGGUCAGGCAGUUCUGAAUGAUUCACCAUGGCCCUUCAGGAAGUGGUGACAUUCAGGGAUGUGGCUGUGGAGUUUUCUGAGGAGGAAUGGAAGUGGAUGGAGCCCGCUCAGAGGGACUUGUACAGAGAUGUGACUUUGGAGAACUUCAGUCACUUGCUCUCACUAGGACUUGUCCUUUCUAAGCCUGAUGUCAUCUUCUUAUUGGAGCAAGGGAAAGAGCCAUGGCUGGUUACAAAUUAUAUGACACGACCUUGGCACCCAGACUUGGAGUCAAAGUGUGAGAUAGUUCCACAGACAGGACUUUUUGAAAUAGAGUCGUUGAAAUGGGAGGUGAUGAAAAGCUUUCAGCACCGAGACCUUAAGGACUCCCAUCUCACAGAUGACUGGGAAUGCAGAGACCAGUCUGAGAGACAGCGAGCGAGACAGGAGUGCCAUUUCAAGCAAGUGGGAGUCACCUAUGAAAGCAUGCCUGCUUUCAAGCAUUACACAUCUGUCACCCUACUACACCAGAGCAACAGGACUGUUGAGAAACGGAUUGGAUGUAGUGAAUGUGGGAAAGCAUUUAGCCGUGGCUCACACCUUAUGCAACACCGGAAAACUCACACUGGAGAAAAGCCUUUUGAGUGUAAGGAGUGUGGGAAAGCCUUUGGUCGUGCCUCACACCUUGUUCAGCAUCAGCGAAUCCAUACCGGUGAGAAGCCCUAUGAUUGUCCGGAGUGUGGGAAAGCCUUUGGUCGUACUUCCGACCUUAUUCUCCAUCAGAGACUUCACACUGGUGUCAAACCCUAUGAAUGCAAAGAAUGUGCAAGGACCUUUAGGCAGCAGUCACAGCUUAUUCUGCACCAGAGAACUCAUACAGGUGAAAAACCCUACGUAUGUAAGGACUGUGGGAAGGCUUUCAUUCGUGGUUCCCAGCUUACUGUGCACUGGAGAAUUCACACAGGAGUUAGACCCUAUCAGUGUAAAGAAUGUGGAAAGGCCUUCAGACAGCACUCACAGCUCACUGUACACCAAAGAAUCCACACUGGGGAGAAGCCCUACGAAUGUAAGGACUGUGGGAAGGGUUUUAUCCAUAGCUCAGAAGUUACUCGGCAUCAAAGAAUCCAUUCUGGGGAAAAACCUUAUGAAUGUACGGAAUGUGGGAAAGCAUUCAGACAGCAUGCACAGCUCAGGCGACAUAAGACCGUUCAUACUGGUGACAGACCCUUUGGAUGUAAGGACUGUGGAAAGGCCUUUAGUCGUAGUUCAUACCUCAUUCAACAUCAGAGGAUUCACACAGGUGACAAGCCUUAUGAAUGUAAGGAGUGUGGGAAAGCCUUCAUUCGUGUUUCCCAGCUGACUCAUCAUCAGAGGAUUCAUUCAUAUGAGAAACCCUACAUAUGCAGGGAGUGUGGAAUGGCUUUUAUUCGAAGUUCACAACUUACUGAACAUCAGAGGAUUCAUCCUGGUAUCAAACCUUAUGAAUGUAGAGAAUGUGGGCAGGCCUUUAUCCAUGGCUCACAGCUUAUUGACCACUACCGAAUUCAUACUGACUAGAGCAUUGUGGGAUAUUUGUACCUGUGGGAAGAUGUAUUGCUAUGAUUUUUGUAAUAAAAAACUGAAUGGCCAAUAGCUA